Molecule: messenger RNA, 1455 nt
Organism: Symbiodinium sp. CCMP2592
Lineage: Eukaryota; Dinophyceae; Suessiales; Symbiodiniaceae
Source: the annotation of a GenBank genome assembly
AUGGCUGCCUACCCGAUCCGGCUUCUGUACUUCCUCUUGGCAGGUGCUGCUGCAUCAUCUGCGGCGGCAGGCGCUGAAGAGGUUUCCUUUGCACUGCGCGGUGCGGGUCGUCCUUCCGAGUUGGAUGUUUCUAGCACCGAUGCCCCUGGUGCGAGCAACAAGGAUGCGGGUCCUCGGCAGCUUCUGCUGGAAGUCCACUUCUGCGAAAACACUCUGAACUUCCUGGAUCCCGACAACAUCCACCCAAUUUGGACCGAACCUUCGUGGACACAAGAAGGUGGAGUUAUUUUCUUGGCUGUGUACGUUGGCAUCACCGCGGUCAUGAUUCUCUUGGCCUGGGUGCUUGACUGCCGUAGAUCUCCGGUGUUGGAGCAGAUACGCGAUGCACGGAAAGAAGCUAACUCGGUGCACCAUGGCGAGGGAGGGGCCCUGAAAAGGAGCUUGAUGGAGCGCUACGGCACCAAGGCAGAUCUGGUUUCCGAGGUGCUGGAGCAAAUCACCGACAAGCAGGAAGAGGAGAAGAUCAACAAAAGGAAAGCCCAACUGCGGCUGCUGUUGAAGCCCGAUGCAGACGAAGCCAGGAAGAAAGCGUGCCUUGGCCAGAAGUACGUAGUCACAGCUUGUGUCCAGGAGGUAACCAGGGCCUUUGCGCUGCCCAUGAAAGCCCAGGCAGCCUUCCGGUACAUUCGAUCGGAGGAGUUGCAGUCAGAGGGCCAGGCUGCAGUGCAGGAGUUCCUACUCCUGCCACAAUGGCAGCAGGCUCGGAUUGCAAUUGUGAUGUCGAUCCGGCUGGUGGUGGGGUUCAUGCCGAACUACGCGCUUCCCCGGACAGCGGCUUUGCUGAAAGAAUUCCUGUUUGAGAGACCCUGCACUGGUCCAGCACCAAGGGCCGAGAGUUCCAAUUCCAAGGCCCGGGUAGCGGCCACUUUGGUGCAGGGCCUGGCGGCAGCUGCAACUGCUUGCCUGAUCUCCUCUUACAUGGGAUGGAAGGUCGAUCUGGAAAGUGCCGCUCUCGGCUUCACAUCUGUCGAAGCAUUGCCGCUGAAGGAGAGCAGCAGAGCAUGCGUCGCAGAGUAUUUGCGAGAAACCUGCCUCGCCUUGGUAUGCGUGAUCAUCCAGGAGUUGCCUUACUAUGCCAUUCUGGGGAUUCGCCGAGAGCGGUUUCUUCACGCUGGCUGGAACAAGGCAGCUUUGGCCUGCUGCUCCUGGUUCAAAAGGCGAGUCUUCUGGUUCUUCAUGAACCUUUGGUUCCUUUUGAGCGUGUUCUUCAUCAUCCAGUUUCUGGCGACAUCCAGUGCGGAAGAUGGUGACCACUGGAUGUUCGUGGUGUUCAUCAUUCUCAUCAUUGGCAAUGUUCUGAAGCCGCUUGUUCAAAGCUGUUGCAUCAUGGCUGUCUACAUCAUGGCGAACCAGCUGGGCAUGGCCCUUGUUUCAGACGAGGCCCUGAGCAUAUAG